This is a messenger RNA of Sinocyclocheilus anshuiensis, 2017 nucleotides long. RefSeq names its product histidine decarboxylase (gene hdc). Bases 141 to 1976 code for a protein of 611 amino acids. Gene Ontology annotation, biological process: L-histidine catabolic process; histamine biosynthetic process. Gene Ontology annotation, cellular component: cytoplasm. Gene Ontology annotation, molecular function: pyridoxal phosphate binding; histidine decarboxylase activity. Lineage: Eukaryota; Metazoa; Chordata; Actinopteri; Cypriniformes; Cyprinidae. The transcript has 12 exons. The record is from RefSeq and is a predicted model, not a curated record.
UAUCAUUCUGAAUCCAAGCGUGUCUUUGUGUAGUUGGUGUGUUUGCGUCAGUGGGCGGCUCCAUCAACAGCAGCUAUAAGAGCGGAAUGAGAUCUGAAGCGGCUCAUCCUCGCUGAUCUUCUCUUCCUCUGACAGACGCGAUGCAGGCGCAGGAGUACAUGAUGAGAGGGAAGGAGAUGGUGGAUUUCAUCCAGCAGUAUCUCACACAGAUCCGUGAGCGGCGGGUCGUUCCAGACGUUCAGCCGGGUUUCAUGCGUCCUCUGCUGCCCAGCAGCGCUCCGUAUGAGCCGGAGGACUGGAGCAGCAUCAUGAAGGAUGUGGAGAACAUCAUCCUGCCCGGGGUUGUUCAUUGGCAGAGUCCUCACAUGCAUGCGUAUUUCCCUGCGCUCACCUCAUGGCCGUCUCUGCUGGGUGACAUGCUGGCAGACGCCAUCAACUGCCUCGGCUUCACCUGGGCAUCUAGUCCAGCGUGCACUGAGCUGGAGAUGUGUGUGUUGGACUGGUUGUGUAAAGCGCUCGGGUUGCCAGAUCAUUAUUUACACCAUCAUCCACAGAGCAGCGGAGGAGGAAUCCUGCAGAGUACGGUCAGUGAGUGUACGCUGGUCGCUCUGCUCGCUGCGAGGAAAGACCGAAUCCUGCAGAUGAAGAGCGAAUGCACACACGCCGACACGGACGAGUCAGUGCUGAACUCCAGACUCAUCGCAUACGCCUCCGAUCAGGCUCAUUCGUCAGUGGAGAAGGCCGGUCUGAUCACUCUGGUGAAGAUCAGAUUCCUGGAGACGGACGAGGCGUUUUCUCUGCGUGGAGAAACCCUUCAGCACGCCAUCGAGGAGGACCGCAGGAGAGGAUUCGUGCCUGUGAUGCUGUGUGCGACGCUCGGCUCCACCGGUGUGUGUUCGUUUGACCGUCUCGAUGAACUCGGCCCUGUCUGUGAGCGUGAGGGUCUCUGGCUGCAUGUGGAUGCGGCGUACGCAGGUUCUGCUCUGCUGUGUCCUGAACUGCGUUAUUUUCUCAACGGAAUUGAGUUUGCCGAUUCAUUCGUCUUCAACCCAUCCAAGUGGAUGAUGGUCCAUUUCGACUGUACGGCGUUCUGGGUGAAGAAUAAGAUGAAGCUCCAGCAGACGUUCACCGUCGACCCGCUUUACCUGAGACACGAGAACUCAGACGCCACUGACUUCAUGCACUGGCAGAUCUCUCUGAGCCGCCGCUUUCGCUCUCUGAAGCUGUGGUUUGUGAUGCGCUCCUUCGGUCUGAAGAACCUGCAGGAUCACAUUCGACACAGCGUGGAGAUGGCGAAGCUGUUCGAGUCUCUGGUCAGAAACGACACAAACUUCCAGAUCCCAGCACAGCGGCACCUCGGCCUGGUCGUCUUCUGCUUACGAGCUGGAAACGGAGCGACGCAGGAGUUACUGCGCAAACUGACUAAAUCAGGCCAGAUGUUUCUGAUUCCAGCCGCCAUCGGGAACAAACUCAUCAUCCGCUUCGCCGUGACGUCGCAGUUCACGAGUGCUCAGGACAUCCAGAGGGACUGGAGCCUGAUCCGGCAGACGGCCAGAGAGGUGCAGCGCUCCUGCGCUCUCACACGCCAGCCCAGCGUGAUCUCAGACGAGAGCUGCGAGGAGAACGAGGACGAGCUGAGCCGCAUGCGUCUGGAGCCCAUGAUAGACGAGCGUCUGGUGCGGCAGGGACAGAGACGUGCCACCCGCUCGCUGAGCUGCAGCGCUGAGCUCCCCCCCGCCCGAGCCGAGCGCACGCCGCUGCAGAGAGACGCCCCGCUGGAGCAGAUCCCCGAGCGGCCGGAGCACAGAGCGCAGAAGAGGCUGCUGAAGUUCCACAGCGUGCCCAGUCUGUCGCAGGUGUGGGCGCAGUGUGGCAUGCAGCAGCUCUACCAGCCCUUCAGACGAGGAUGGGUCACCAGCAGAGCCAGCUGCUUCAACUGCUUCCCUCUGGAGACCAGCCCGCUGCCCACCAAAUAACACACACACACACACACUCACACACACUCACUCUCACACAC